AUGUCAACUCAACAGCUCUCAGAGCCGACUGGGCUCGCCAACCUCCCCUGCGAGAUCCACCUGGAGAUAUUCUCAUACCUCUGCCCAAUGGGAGGAGCUCAUGGCCUUGUCACUGCAUGCAAAAGGCUCUACAACAACUUGAUCAUCGAGUUCUACAAGGAGUCCGGCCCGCAGCUCAACUGGCUUCCUCUUCUCGUCGCCAUCAGCCAAGGCAACAUCGACAUCCUCGAUAAGUGCCUAAAGGCUGGGGCGCCGCUCAACCACCGCUGGCCGUAUCUGGGCGAAUUUGGAAGGGCAAACGAUCCUAAAUUUUUCCGAUGUUGCCAACCCCUUUACUUGGCGACAUGGUAUGGCCAGGACGAUGUCCUGAGAUGGCUGGUUGAUAGAGGAGCUGUCGCUACGGAUGAAGAGAGGCCUCAUUUCAUCGAGUCCAUAACAGCCGACCACCUCGUUUCCGAUGUGACGACUGCUGAAGGGAGAUGGAAGCCUGUCAUGUAUCAACAAGAGGCUUGCCAGCAGGAAACUCAUUCACCCAAGCCUUCCCCUCAUUUCGUCUGGCAUAGUUCUGAGCUGAGGCUCACGGAUAUCUUUUCAAGGCUACUACGCCUCUACAAGACCCAAUGCGUGGAUCCCUUCUCCAGUUACCGGUACUGGAACAGAGAUUAUACUCAAAGCGGAAGUCGAAUCUACUUGGACAACUGGAUAGAUUGGAUCUGGCGUGACAUGCUCCUCUCCGCAUCAGACCCGGUUCCCAUUCUAGAGUGA
This is a messenger RNA of Fusarium keratoplasticum, 765 nucleotides long. RefSeq lists its product as uncharacterized. The coding region runs from base 1 to 765 and encodes 254 amino acids. Gene Ontology annotation, molecular function: protein binding. NCBI's taxonomy places the organism in Eukaryota, Fungi, Ascomycota, Sordariomycetes, Hypocreales, Nectriaceae. The transcript has a single exon. The record is from RefSeq and is a predicted model, not a curated record.